AUGGGUACCGGUGGUCAUUGCCAAGGGGCCAGCCUAAGCUUAUCUCUUCUACUUGUGACCGGCUUUGGGUUGUAUUCGGUUCCUUUACUAGUUUAUGAAUAUGUUGGUAAUGGGACUCUUUACCAACAUUUACAUGAAUGUCUUGAGAACCAAGCGAGCCCUGCUUUUCUUUCAUGGGAAAGUCGUUUGAGGAUAGCCUCGGAAGUUGCAGGUUCAUUGGCCUACUUGCAUGCUGAGGCUUCCAUACCCAUAAUCCACAGAGAUGUUAAGUCAAGUAAUGUACUUCUAGAUGACGAGUACAGAGCAGAAGUUUCAGAUUUCGGUGCUUCAAGGUUGAAUCCUACUGAUCAAGCUCAGUUAAGCACAAUUGUUCAAGGUAAAGAAAUAUUUUCUCUAGACAGACCUGAAGAGGACAGAAAUCUUGCAAAUUAUUUUAAUUCUUCUAUGAAAACCAACAGGUUGUUUGCGAUUCUCGACAGUAGUUUGGUACAAAAUGAUAAUGAACGAGUCAGUAGUGUGCAUGGACACCAACAAAUCCAACAAACGGCUGAACUUGCACAAAAAUGCUUAAGAAUGAAAGGAGAGAAUCGACCUACAAUGAAAGAAGUAGCAAUGAUAUUACACGUAUUGAUGGUGAUAUCUUCUAGUUACCAUGGCAUCCUGGAUGAGGAGGAUACAAUGCAUACAAGCAGAGGAGAACACAUGCUCUUGUUGGAAUCAGCUGAACUACUAUCUUACACUGAUAGUAUAACAACAAUUGGUGAUAGCAUCAAAAGGAUAUCAGCAUUAGAAACUGAGGGACGUUAA
Papaver somniferum (opium poppy) is the source of this 807-nucleotide messenger RNA. RefSeq names its product wall-associated receptor kinase 5-like. Lineage: Eukaryota; Viridiplantae; Streptophyta; Magnoliopsida; Ranunculales; Papaveraceae. Gene Ontology annotation, biological process: cell surface receptor signaling pathway; protein phosphorylation. Bases 1 to 807 code for a protein of 268 amino acids. The record is from RefSeq and is a predicted model, not a curated record. The transcript is spliced from 4 exons. Gene Ontology annotation, molecular function: protein tyrosine kinase activity; ATP binding; protein serine/threonine kinase activity. Gene Ontology annotation, cellular component: plasma membrane.